CUGGGCAAUGGCUGCGCCCUAUGCUCCUGUACACUGCAUACUGUAUCCACAUUGAUUUUGUAACCUGUAAGAUCUUAUUCGUGUCUACUAUGCUACUGAUACAUAUUUGUUCAACUCAGCCUACGUGACAUAAGGUCGUUCUCUAAUCCGUACAGUUGGACAGUGCAGAAAGACCACAUUGUUCGGAGCUGCCCAUGUUGGCACGGAGGUUACACAUUCGAAGCCGGGCUUGGCCACUCCGCCACUUCUGCCGAGCGUCCAGUGGCCUCCCACAACCCAGGUAUGAUGUCAUUGUGGUGGGCGGAGGGCAUGCGGGGACGGAGGCAGCAGCAGCAGCAGCUCGAGUGGGAGCAGAAACACUGCUCAUCACCCAGAAGAUACACACCAUCGGUGCCCUGUCCUGCAACCCCUCCCUGGGUGGUGUGGGUAAGGGCCAGCUGGUGAGGGAGGUGGAUGCUCUGGAUGGCCUGAUGGGCAGAGCGGGGGACUGGGCCGGGGUCCACUUCUCCAUGCUCAACCGCAGCAAGGGGCCGGCCGUCUGGGGACCGCGCGCACAGCUGGACCGCCCACGCUACCGGGAAUUCAUCCAGUCUGAGCUGCUGUCCAUGCCGAGGCUGACUGUAGUGGAGGGCUCUGUUGAGCAGCUACUGGUGUCAGAGCCGGAUGCUGACAGACCAGGAACACACAGAGUCACUGGAGUCCGCAUGGCUGGCACAUCCUCCAAUGUCCACUGCUCGUGUGUGGUCCUCACCACCGGCACGUUCCUCUCCGGCCGCCUCUUCAUGGGCCAGACCACCUCCCCCGGGGGGCGUAUGGGGGACCCCCCCUCCGGCGAUGGUCUCUCCCACACCUUGAGGACGGUGCUGGGGCUCAGUGUGGGCCGCCUGCGCACGGGGACACCCCCCAGGAUCGUCAAGGAGACCGUGGACCUCACGCUCGCUACCGUGCAGGAGCCAGACCGACAGCCCACGCCGUUCAGUUAUAUGAAUACAGAGACGCAAUGCCCGUCAGAGGAGCAGUUGCCGUGCUACCUGACGUACACCACGCCGGGAGUGGAGCGGGUGGUGAGGGAGAGCCUCCACCUCAACUGCCAUAUACAAGAAGACACCAAGGGACCCAGGUACUGUCCGUCCAUUGAGUCGCGCGUGCUGCGGUUCCCCGGGCGGCGGCACCAGGUGUGGCUGGAGCCUGAGGGCUUGACCUCUGACCUCCUGUACCCUCAGGGUCUCUCCAUGACGAUGCCCCCUGACCUCCAGCUGCGACUGCUCAGGGAGAUACCUGCCCUAGAGAGAGUGGAUAUCAGCACCCCAGGGUAUGGGGUGCAAUACGAUUUUGUGUGCCCCACUCAGCUCUCCCCAUCGCUGCAGGUGAAGAGGGCCCAGGGGCUCUUCCUCGCUGGCCAGAUCAAUGGCACCACAGGUUACGAGGAGGCGGCCGCACAGGGUCUGUGGGCGGGCGUGAACGCAGGUCGCGCUGCACUGUCCCUCCCGCCUCUCUCCCUGUCCCGUACGGAGAGCUACAUCGGCGUGCUGAUAGACGACCUGGUGUCCCGUGGCGUCACUGAGCCCUAUCGCAUGUUCACCAGCCGAGCAGAGUUCCGGACGUCGCUGCGGCCCGACAACGCAGACCUCAGACUCACACCCAAAGGGUUCGAGGAGGCUGGCUGUGUGUCUGCGAAGAGGUACUCUGAGGUGCGCAGGGUAGGGCUGGGGUUGGACGCGGGGUUAGAGGCCCUACAGUCCAUCUCUAUGUCUGCCCCGCGAUGGAGAGACGCACUCAACACGACCUGCAUUAGCGAAACCAAGAGUACACUACUCAGUGCUGAGGACGUUCUGCAGUACAAAUAUAUAACCUUUAAGAUGUUAGCCACUGCUUUUCCUGAAGUCUUCUCUCCUCAUCUGGAGUUUGCGCAGAGACUAAAGAUAGAAGUGCUGUACCGCUCCCACUGUGAGAAGCAAAGGAGGGAGAUGGAGAGGAUUCAGGAGGAGGAGAGUCUCCGGCUGCCCCCAGACCUGGACUACCUCUCCCUCAACGCAUCACUCUCCCAGGAGGUCCGAGAGAUACUACACAGGGUCCGACCCGACACGUUGGGAGCUGCCACCCGUUUGCCAGGAAUGACCCCGGCUGCCAUAGUUCAUCUGCUCUACUAUGUGACAAAGGCACCACACAGAGGCAGCAAUCCACCAAGAACAUCAAUGGAAUCCAAACAAUCGCAAAGCCAAGAAAAUACAGGAAACAUACACCACAAGGACUCAGACACAAAACUAUAUAGUAGUAAUAUAUAAAUGUGUAUUUCUAAAUAACUAUGUAAAAUAAUAAA
This is a messenger RNA of Engraulis encrasicolus (European anchovy), 2320 nucleotides long. It is a transcript of the gene mto1, whose product is annotated as mitochondrial tRNA translation optimization 1. Gene Ontology annotation, cellular component: mitochondrion; cytosol. The coding region runs from base 195 to 2285 and encodes 696 amino acids. The transcript is spliced from 14 exons. The record is from RefSeq and is a predicted model, not a curated record. Gene Ontology annotation, biological process: mitochondrial tRNA wobble uridine modification; tRNA methylation. Gene Ontology annotation, molecular function: flavin adenine dinucleotide binding. NCBI's taxonomy places the organism in Eukaryota, Metazoa, Chordata, Actinopteri, Clupeiformes, Engraulidae.